Histoplasma capsulatum G186AR is the source of this 1914-nucleotide messenger RNA. RefSeq lists its product as uncharacterized. NCBI's taxonomy places the organism in Eukaryota, Fungi, Ascomycota, Eurotiomycetes, Onygenales, Ajellomycetaceae. The record is from RefSeq and is a predicted model, not a curated record. The transcript is spliced from 2 exons. The coding region runs from base 60 to 1562 and encodes 500 amino acids.
UUUCUUUUUAACAAAUUUGAUGAUGUAACCGAGAUCAACUGUCCCUCUGAUUUGUGAUCAUGGUCGUCACAUUGAACGCCUUUGGGGCCGCCGGUUUCCCGCAGAUCAUUGAAGCCCUUCAGAGGUUGCAGGACAACCCGGAGCUUCUUACCCGCGAGCGAUCGAUGUUUAACGACCCUCCACCGCCGUACAGAUCGGUCGAGACGACACGGCCUCCUAGCCCUUUUCGCCAUCUCUCUAAAGCUGAUCGACGCUUGCAGCGCAGAGAAGAACGCCUAAACUCUGUACCAACACGGCAAUUUAUGUUUCAAUGCAGUUUAGAGAAGGAGCGUAUAAUAGAUCAAAUUCACAGAAGAUUUGUGAGACGGAAAGAAACGUUGCCUUACACCAUAGGGGAGGAUUUCGACACGACCUCAGAGAAAAAUGUAAAAAAUCGGUGGAUAGAGCAAGGGAUAUGGAAUGACAAGUGGCCGCGAUGGGCUAGGGGGGCGAGCUGGAAACAUGAAGAGUCUCCCGAGCCUGAGCCAUCAGACCCACUGGACCCAAGGCCGAAAAUUGUUAGUGAGGAACGUAGGGCUGCACACGAACGUGACACGCGGGCUUCCCGCCCCUACUAUCAAUUUCUUUAUCAGAUAUCCAAAGAGCGCGAGUGGCUUGAAGACGAACCAGACAGUGGACGCACUGAUAUCGAUGUCCAAGCCUACGAAAACGUUAAGAAUCGCUGGCUCACGCAAAAGAUCUGGAAUCCGCAGUGGGGCAAUGAUGUGCCAGGGAUGACCUGGAUUCACGAAGAGCCCGAUGAUGAAGAUUCCGAGCAAUCAGACAACCCUCCUGCCAGCGAAUCUGUGGCUAACAAUGCUGUAGAAAGUGACGACCGUCCUGUUUGCCGCUACAGGUACCGCUCACAUGGGUUUGGUUUAGUCCAGAUCCCUUCCGCGUCCCCGGAACCAACAGGGGAGGCUGGACUUUCCUUAUCUUCUAGGACAAUGGAGGGCACCAACGGAGACGCCUUCACAGAUGAAAAUGCAUCUAACCUACCCAGCUCUGUACCCCAGAGCCCUAAAAAUACAAAGGAACCUCAAGAAUCUUCACACCUCGCUCCUGGUCCAAAUGGUACUUCAAAUGUUAGAAAGCGUGCUACUCGAGAUUCUCCAGAUCCUGCAGAUUUGGCAUCAUUCCAAUCAAGGAAGCGGCUCCAUUCUAUGUUUAGGCCAGCUAGUGCGCCCCAGAGUCCGGUACCUCAUGCAACAGGAAGCUUACUAGGAGAAAAUGAGGAUGCUGAACCAUCUCUAUCUCUAUCUACUUUGCCAUUGUGUUGUAUAGUUCUGGAUGAAAGAUCGGGAGAUGAUCGACAGCCACCGUUUCCAAAUUCCAAAAUAAGUACACGAUCUAGAACAAAUAAACGCUCAGCGUCUUGCGAGGCUUCAGUUGAUGGCAACAAAAUUCCACAGUUAAACUCAGGGCGGAAACGGCGUGCGGGCUCGGAAACGCCUACUGCUUCGCGUAAACCACCGGUGGUUUCGAAGAACAACCCUUCCUGCCGGCCUCGCUCCAGUGGGUAAUUCGCAUGGUUUUAUUUGAAAAAACCAGAUACUGUCACUCCCAUGUUAUAUUGCCAGAAUGAAAAAUAGCCCUGAAAAGGUGCAACCACAGACAUCAAUCCCACGGGGGAGGUUUGUGUUUUCUAAAUGCUCUGGUCGCCAUUUCGUACAAUGGCGAUGAUAGUUCUCAACGGCUCAAUUCAUUCAGCUGGUGAAUCUAGUACCCAGCCCCAUUUUCCUCAAGCCUAUUUCUAAUUGCGUGACGUUCGUGGCGAUCAUUCAACCGCCUUGCCCAUCCGUCAUCAACAUCCGACUCGCAUCCUCGGCGCCCACCCCUUCCCAUCCCAACUUAACCCCCUCCCGACUCACAAUC